Molecule: messenger RNA, 659 nt
Organism: Arvicanthis niloticus (Nile rat)
Lineage: Eukaryota; Metazoa; Chordata; Mammalia; Rodentia; Muridae
Gene: Cfap141
Product: cilia and flagella associated protein 141
Source: RefSeq, a predicted model, not a curated record
AAAUGUUGCUAUGACUACUGAAACCUUGGUGACCAAACUAAACAGAAAGGAGAGCCUUACCAGUGUCCCCACACUUAGCAUGUCUGAAGUAGAUAUGUCUUCGGAAAGAAUGACAAAACUAGAAGAGAAUUUGCAAAGAGCCGUGGCACUGAAGAAGACUGUCAACAGGUGGCGGAAUUUUCAUAUACACUGUAUGUGGCAGAUGACAUUGGACCAACGGAGAAACCUAUAUGCUGUUCUAAGGAUGAAGGAUACUAUGGAUCAGGAAUUAGCACUGUCCAACAAACAGCUACUGGUGGUCCGUCAAGCUGCCUUACACGAGCUGUUUGAAAAGGAAUAUCAACAGUACCAGCGGGAACUCAAUCGUAUGGGCAAAGCUUUUUAUGAGGAGAGACUCUGACAGCUGCUGAAACAUUGUUCUUCCAUCUCUGUGCCUGCCACCCAGCCUUCAUUCUUUACCUUGAGCUUCCCAAAACACACCUGGACCUGGAACUUAAAUCUCUUUUUCACUGUAAAGUCAACUUAAAUGUUGCCUCUGGAAACAAGAGUGACACCUUGUGGUCAGUGUGGGAUAUUCACUGUUGUAAGGGGAUAGUAUGUACAGUGUCUGGAUUUAAAAAUCUGAUUUGAUUUAACAAAUAAAGCUAGCUCUUAAAGGU